UCUCAUCUCGUAGUCCACGCGUGCCUGGUCAACGUUCGAGGCCUAUAUAUACACUAUACAGUAUAUAUAUACACACACAUGUAUAAAUAUAUAUGGCACCUUUUGCAUCAAAUUUGAAACCUGAAGGUACACAAUUAGAAACCGCAACAACUUUCUCUCUCUUAUCACUUUGUUCCUCUCUGUCCUGUCCGUCUUGUAUUCCACAACCUUGAUCUUCUUCUUUCCGGCCCCCCAAAAUAUUCUUUUUCUCUGUCUCGACUUAGCUAGCUAGCUUCUGCGCCCAGUACUACUGAAACACAAUAUUUAUAAUUAAAUCUCUGAUAUAUAUCAUAUCAGAUGGGUUGCAGGGAUGGUAAUGAGAUUACUAAACUGCAUACAACUGUUUUCAAUGAUAUGAAUAAUCAUCAUCAACUCAUGAACUCAUCAUCAUCAUCAUCUACUUUCCACACUACUUCUAGUACUCCACUAAUUAAUAAUCACUAUCCAGAUUAUAGUAAUAAGUACAAGAUGCUUGGUCCUCUUCAUCAUCAUCAUCAUCAUCAUCAGAAUAGUAGAAGUAGUAGUGAAGUGGUAGUAGGGGUACCAAUGCAAAGUUCACGAUGGACACCGACGCCGGAGCAGUUGCUUGUGCUAGAAGAAUUGUACCAGCACGGAAAGAGAACCCCAACGGCCCAACAGAUCCAAGAGAUCACUAUUAUGCUCCGCCGCUUUGGCAAAAUCGAAGGCAAAAAUGUCUUCUAUUGGUUUCAAAAUCACAAGGCCAGGGACAAAAGAAAACGACGCAAAUUGUUGGAGCAAGCCGCUGCUCGUUCCCAUAAUAAUAAUAAACACUUACUCCUUCCUCCUCCUCCUCAAGAAUUGUCUUCAGUAUCGAGAGUGACUGGUCUUGGAGUUGAGCAGACAAAACAACAGGAAUCCAUCCCAUACAUCACCAGAAUUUCUGAGGAGUUUGCUUCAGUUCCUAGAGUAGCUAUUGAAGUCGAGUGUACAAAUAAUACGUCAUCGGCUCAACUUGAAGAGAAAGAGUUGGGCCUCAUAUUAAAGAGCAGUAGCAACAACAAUAAUAAUAUCAUUAGUGAAGAAAGUUAUGCCACGUGGAACCCUAUGGAAGUGUCCUACUCUUUCCCUCCUGCUAAUUUUGUCCUCAAUUGGGCCAGGCCCACAGUGACAUCAUCACAGAGAAAACCUUUAUUAGAGAGAACACAUGAGAUUAGUAACUUUUCUUUAAUGCCCAACAACACAGGAGCAAAUGAUGAUGAUGGGAGUAAGCAAAGUGUUCAAACUCUUGAACUCUUUCCUCUUAGGAGUGACAAUGUGAAAGGUUGUUCUACUUGCACUGACCACACUAAUAAGAUUAUUACUUCAGACACAGGAAGAGACUCAGAUUUCAAGCUUUCUUUGGGUUUCAUUUCACCCAUUAAUAAUGAAUUCAAUAAAGAAGUUGCUCGAUCAUGGCCAUGUAGUAGUUAGGCCUUAAAAGGUUGGUGGUGACAUGACUUGUUGUGAUUGGCUUUACUUUCCGUGUAUUUUUCAAAAUCGUGGAUGAAAUAUGUACCCACUACACCACAGUCCACACCUACACAUACAUGGACUGAACUGAACUAGAACUAAAUUUAUGUAAUAAAAUUAUAAGAACCAUAUUUCUUCUUUUUCUUUCUGUUAUCGUUUUAAUAAGAUAAUGAAAUAUAAGUGAGAUAGAUGACUUUGAUGACUGA
Cannabis sativa is the source of this 1715-nucleotide messenger RNA. Its product is annotated as WUSCHEL-related homeobox 1. The transcript has 4 exons. The record is from RefSeq and is a predicted model, not a curated record. Lineage: Eukaryota; Viridiplantae; Streptophyta; Magnoliopsida; Rosales; Cannabaceae. Gene Ontology annotation, molecular function: DNA-binding transcription factor activity; DNA binding. The coding region runs from base 337 to 1470 and encodes 377 amino acids. Gene Ontology annotation, biological process: plant organ development.